Molecule: messenger RNA, 3130 nt
Organism: Hemibagrus wyckioides
Lineage: Eukaryota; Metazoa; Chordata; Actinopteri; Siluriformes; Bagridae
Product: overexpressed in colon carcinoma 1 protein homolog
Exons: 5
Coding region: 202-453 (83 amino acids)
Source: RefSeq, a predicted model, not a curated record
UGUAAUAGUCACAGCAGCACAGAGGCAGUCUCUGCUACAUUGUCCUUCUCUGUCCUCUCCUCCUCCUUCCUCUCUUCACGUCCCUCCGUCCGUGCCUGUGUAUUUCCUUUGUAUCUUGUUUUAUCCUCUUACAGUCUCCCGCUUUUUGCUCUCUGCCUUUGAUAUUCAUAUCUCUGUUCAUUCUGCACGUUCUGAGAGAAGAUGGGUUGUGGAAAUUCUUCUGCAGCCAGUACAGCUGGAGGUCAACCCGAAGCUGCCAAAGGCGAGAUUGAGGACGCUUCUCCAGAGGAUGAGAAGAGGAAGAACUAUGGAGGAGUGUACGUUGGAUUACCUGCUGACCUCAGCAAUGUAAAUACAGCCCCAACCCCGUCCACACACAAAGUCCCUUUUCUACAACAGAUUGAUGAUGAUAUCAUCAAUGGCACAUGUGCAGGGCAGGUUGAUCAUGACUAGAGACAUGUCGUGAUGUCACCAAGAAAGACAAUCACUCCUGACUGACUGAACAGUAGAGAAACUGUGAGACGUCCAGUCGUCUCUCUGGAGCAAACUGGGAUCAAGCCAAGUGAGACACUUAGAUGAGAUGAAGCUGACUGGAAACCUUUUUUACAGUGAUUUAAGAUGAUUUGCCUCAGGGACAGAUCAGUAACUGCUCUCAGAUCAGUGGCAUAAUGUGCAAACACCAUCUCAGGACAUACAGCAGGUCUGAAAAGCAAGACGUAUGCCAUGUUGGAAGUUUGGAGGACACAUGACCGUUGGAAACCAGAACGUUCUGCCUACCUGUGAUGAGUAACUGUAAACUCAAGGACUCCAGCACUAACAUUAUUCUUGCCACUGCUCUGUAAGUAGGACACUGCUGACUCACUUCAGCUUCACAGCAACCAGUCCACUUAGAGACUCUUGUGAAACUCUUGACCAUGUGUGUUUAGGGGUGAGAGAAAGAAAAGGGUUUAGAGUGCUCAGAGAAGGAGAGAUGAGGUGAUAAAAUAGGUGCAGAGAGUAUAAUUGGAUUUCAUGGGUGCUCUUUAUCAGCAAAUCUCAGCUAGCCUCUGCUCCGAGGUGACUCUGUGUUCUUUAACAUCCUGGUGUUUAGGUUUCUCUGUGUUCUCUCUGCGCUCUCACUGUUAUGAUCAAACCUGUGUACAGUCUGAACUGGAACAUACAGACCCUCUCAGGUUCUCCAGUCACCGAGCAUUAUCUAGCAUUAGCAUUACUGAUAAAUGUUUGUGUCUGUAUUUUGGUUGUGAUAAUAUAGCUGGGGUCUAUACUGAUUUUCAAGAGCAAGCCAGAAUGUUUUAUUUCUACUAAAAUGUCACUUUGGGCUGUUUUAGUGUCAGAAUCAAAAUAAUUUCACAUUCGGUUUUAUUGUGCACCUUUUCAUGUCAGUAGUUACAGGUCAUUAGGAGCAAUAAUUAGUUAGUAAUGGAAUUAGUUAAUAAUUAACCAGCACUCAUUUCGCUUCAGCUAAGCAUCAUAGAGAUGCUGUACUAAUGAAGACGUGAACAGGUUUAGCUUGUUAGUUAUCUAACAUGGCUAAUUUAUAUACUGCUUUAACAAGCUUAAAUUCUGCCUCACUGAAAAAAUAAUGCUAGAUAUCUGGUCCACGCUCUUACUGAGGACAUGUUUAGCUAGCUAGCUUACCAAGGGGUCUGUUUGGGCAGUACUUCAAGACUCUCUCUCAAGAGAAUAUCUGCUAUGAGACACGCAUACAUAUCCUGUUAGCCACCGUCAGGACACCAAAGCCAUGAAGAUCUGCCAGAGAUCCACUAUUUAAAAAUGCCACUUUAGCCAAAAGCUAAAGACCUUCAGUGAUAAUCCAUGAUAAUAAAUGGACAACAUUGUAGCUAACGUCAAUCCAGUUCUUGAUACAGUAGAUAUGAUCAGAUAAUUACCAAAUAACAUCAGGUUGCUAGGCUACGUAGAUUUUUUUUUUUUUGCAACCAGGUCACGUAUGAAUGAAUAUCAUUUUGUUUACAAACACCAGAGGGUUCUAUAUCUGUAAAAAAAAAAUUUGCCAGGAACCUGCAUUCCUUUUUACACUUAAUAGAAAAACAAAAAACAAAACAGAACAAAAAAACAAACAAAUAAAAUGGCUAUUGCUACUAUGGCUAGUAUACUUUAGAUUGUUUUAUACACAAUUUUUUACGUUUAUCGAUGAAACAAGCAAAGAAAACAAACAAACAAUCAAAUAAAACGUCUAUUGCUACAAUGGCUACUAGACACUGGGGGUGGGGUUCUAUAUAAUUUUACACUAAGUGAUGAUAAACAAACAAACAAACAAAAGUUAAAUACAUAAAAUGGCUACAAUGGCUAUUAGACCUUGGGGAGUUUUCUAUAUAAUUUAUUACAUUUCUUGGUGAUAAACAAACGUCUAAAUAAAAUGGCUAUUGGUAUGAUGGCUGUUAGACUUUGGGAAGUGUUCUUGAGGAUUGUAUUGUUUAAUUUGCAAAUAAUGUUUUGAAAAGGAAUAAAGGCAGCAAAUAUCCAUGUUUAUAUACAGAUUAUUGUGUAAUAUAUUUCGCUCUUACAGUUCAACUGCUACUUUUUUCCUCUGUUUAUAUGUAAAAAAAAAAAAAUCAAAACCAAACUAGAAGCUAGCUACUGAACUCACUGAAGAUGCUGGUCUGACCGUAACACCUGGAACCAGUGGUCAGACCAGGAUGGUGAUGUAACUUCAAGUUUCAGAUACACAUCCGAUGAUGUGAGUGAGAAUCUUGUGUUUUGUGAGAUACUGUUGAUCAGCGUCAGCAUUUCAAUAUAACGAAUGCUCUUUUUUUUUAUCCACGCUGACAUUUGUGUGUCAUUUGCGUGCAGUACAAUCUCAUCCAAUCACAAUCCUCCCUGUUCCUACAGAUCACACAGCAUGUAUUUUGACACAUUUCACAGCUGUGGCUGUUCUGGAGGUUUGAAUGUACAGUAUAUGAAUACUUUACAGUUAAAAGCCUUUCACAAUGUAUUGUACUCACAACUUGUUUACAAUCGCAGGAAAUGCAUAAAUACAUAAAGCUUGCAGAAAGUGGUUAUGUAAAUUAUUAAUAUUUGACCUCAACACACUGAACUCUAAAGCUUUAAACUGGACUGGACUGUCAGUAUUUCUUUCACGUGAUCAAUUUCCAAUAGCAUUUGUGACUGU